Molecule: messenger RNA, 697 nt
Organism: Lasiosphaeria miniovina
Lineage: Eukaryota; Fungi; Ascomycota; Sordariomycetes; Sordariales; Lasiosphaeriaceae
Exons: 2
Coding region: 108-539 (143 amino acids)
Source: RefSeq, a predicted model, not a curated record
AAAAAGGUACAAUUGGCCAUCGCACCAAGCCACUAGCCCAGCCAAAAUCGGAUUUUUCACCUUAAAAAGCCUAGUUACCUUAACCAACUUUGACAACGCGAUGAAGAAUGCAGUGGCGCGUGUUUACCCUGAUGCAGACCCUCAAAUCUGUAUUUUCCACAUCAACAGUAUCAUACUCGGAGCCGUGCCAACGUGGGAAAAGCAGUCCCCGGCCCCCCUGCAGCCCUCCACCGGCCAGUUCAGUAUGCAGUACGGCGUGCCGUGCAGUCAUGACCUUGUUGAACGAUAUAUGCAUGGCCGGCCCCGCAUUGAACAGGGCAUGGAAGUAUAUGAGCUUCUACGAAUUCGACCGUGUUACUCGCCUACGGGGCAGGCCGCGAGGCUCGACCGCAUUCGCCCCGGACCCCCGAGCUCCCCGGUCUACGGCUCCGUUGUCCACAGAGCCGUCGACAACGGCACCGACACAGACCCCGACAGCCACAUCGACUGGCCGGGCAAGCGGCUUGAAUCCUUCCAUUCGCCAGCAGCCCUCAGUAUAGGAGGGUGUCAGCCUACAACAGGAAGACAACAAGGACAACAAGGACCAAGAAAACACCAUGGAAAUCCUCCUGCGCAGGCACAACGAACUGUGAAUGGGCUCACAGUACCGCCUGCUCGCGGCGGCCGCGGCGGUAAGGCACAGGGAACCCGGGCAACA